This is a messenger RNA of Pleurotus ostreatus (oyster mushroom), 486 nucleotides long. RefSeq lists its product as uncharacterized. The transcript has 3 exons. The record is from RefSeq and is a predicted model, not a curated record. Bases 1 to 486 code for a protein of 161 amino acids. NCBI's taxonomy places the organism in Eukaryota, Fungi, Basidiomycota, Agaricomycetes, Agaricales, Pleurotaceae.
AUGGCUGAUUUCAGCACCGCCCAUGCACAGCUUCCUCUGAGCCCUCCUCUUGGACUGCCCCUCGCACCACCAGUCUCAUCAACUUUGCCCACCGCCGCCAGUUCUUCCUUGUCGCCGUUGCCACUCAAAUCCAAGUUGCCCCGCGACUCGGAUGGCUCUACCACCGUUCCCCCCCACCGCGCGUCCACGAGCGCCCAGACCAUCAACAUCACCACCCUCAACGUCACAUACGGUGACCACUACGGCGGCGCCAUCCACAAUGGGUGCAUAGGCGGGCGGCGCAACGAAAACUAUUUCGACCCACCAUCAUACGCUCCGCCGCCACCGCUGCUGAUCGCAGUGGACAGCGCGGCGCUCGGGCUUGCAUUCGGCGUGGCGGGCAUAGCGGCGGUGUUGAUGCUGCUUCGACAUUGGGGAUGCGCAAGCCGAGCGAAGGACAGGGACGACAGGAAGAGGAGGGAAGAGGGCGAUGGGGAACACGAUUGA